AUGUUACUUAGAAACCUUGAUCCUGUUAAUAGACUCUGUAACGAGACAAGGCUUAUAUGUAGGGAAUUUCAAAUACAAACAAUCAAUACAGAAAUAGCAACAGGUGAUUAUCAAGGAAAAUGUGUAUUCAUUUCUAGAAUCUCUCUUCUAUCAUCUGAAGAUAUAGGAUUGCCAUUUGUAUUAAAAAGAAAACAAUUUCCUCCAGUUUUCUCUCAUGGCCAGUUAUAUGUCACUAUGUCAAGGGUGUGUAAAAAAAGUAAUUUAAAGGUAUUGGUUAAGAAUGGUUCAAUCAAAG
Cetraspora pellucida is the source of this 295-nucleotide messenger RNA. NCBI's taxonomy places the organism in Eukaryota, Fungi, Glomeromycota, Glomeromycetes, Diversisporales, Gigasporaceae. The record is from the annotation of a GenBank genome assembly.